Molecule: messenger RNA, 1377 nt
Organism: Talaromyces proteolyticus
Lineage: Eukaryota; Fungi; Ascomycota; Eurotiomycetes; Eurotiales; Trichocomaceae
Product: putative GTP cyclohydrolase II
Exons: 5
Coding region: 1-1377 (458 amino acids)
Biological process (GO): riboflavin biosynthetic process
Molecular function (GO): GTP cyclohydrolase II activity
Source: RefSeq, a predicted model, not a curated record
AUGCCCGAGUCUGUGGAAAUCCCGCCUUUCACGGCGGUGCCGGAGGCCAAGCCCGCAGACGCAAGCUCUCCCCUAGAAUCGCCCAAGUCGCAGUUCAGUAAACACAUCUUGGUGAAUUCAAAUGCGUUGCAGUUAACCACCUAUCCCGGCUUGAACGGCGUCGACCCUGUGCCGCUACAAUGGGGGGCAGCAGAUGCCAAAUCACGUGGGCCGAUUGUCGUCUCGCGCAACUCGUCGCAAUUGAAGCGUCGCAAUGCAAUGGGUGCCCAUGGUGGUAGCUAUAGUAUCUACAACGCCUUGGCCAUUGCCGCCGGCGACUUGCCGAAGGACUUCAAGCCCGACUUUCGUAACACCGAGCCGACCUUUCAAUUCCCGCAACAACCGGCAUGGAGUGACCGCAUGAAGAUUGUCUCGCUGGACCCGUUCGGCCAUGAUAUCAUCAAGAACUUCAAGGAGUAUUUGGAUGUUGGCUGGGAUUUACGACCAACAAUGGCCGUGACGCGGGCAAACAUGAGAUUGGCUGAGAUUGAAAAGGCUGUUAGUGAAGGCAAACUCGAAGUUGAUGGGUCGGUUAUUGUGGGCAAGAACGGUGACGUCAAAGUAACCAAAGUUGCUGUCGAACCUGUAUGGUAUUUGCCAGGCGUAGCCGAGCGAUUCGGUGUGGAUGAAGGAACCCUUCGUCGAAUGUUAUUCGAACACACCGGUGGAAGUUAUCCAGAGCUGAUCACUCGGCCUGAUCUCAAAGUCUUCCUUCCUCCGAUUGGUGGUCUCACUGUGUAUAUUUUUGGUCCUCCCGAACGUGUCGCUGAUGAGAACGUGAAGCUGGCUCUUCGAAUCCAUGAUGAGUGUAAUGGUAGUGAUGUUUUCCAGUCAGAUAUUUGCACGUGCAGACCAUAUCUCGCAUUUGGUGUUCAAGAGGCUAUCAAGGAGGCCCAAAAUGGAGGAAGCGGAGUGGUGAUUUAUUUCCGAAAGGAAGGACGUGCUUUGGGCGAGGUGGUGAAGUAUCUAGUUUACAAUGCCCGAAAACGCGGUGGUGACACUGCAGACAAGUACUUUGAGAGGACUGAGAAUAUUGCUGGGGUUCGUGAUAUGCGUUUCCAAGCUCUCAUGCCAGACAUUCUUCACUGGCUCGGCAUCAAGAAGAUCGACCGUAUGCUAUCAAUGUCGAACAUGAAACAUGAUGCAAUUGUUGCUCAGGGAAUCAAGAUUAUAGAGCGUAUUCCCAUUCCAGAAGAAAUGAUCCCCCAGGACUCCCGCGUUGAAAUCGACGCAAAAAUAAAUGCCGGCUAUUUCACAACCGGAAAAAAAUAUACAACGGAGGAGUUGGCGCAAGUCAAGGGACGUGGAUGGGAGAAGUGGGAAGAUGUCACGCAUUGA